ACUAACGGUUUAUCUGUAAAAAGCUCCACCAAACCUUUUCGAACCACGGGCGAGUCCUUGGGGUCUUUAGUAGGUGCUUCGCUGUCCGUGGUCGGCGAUAGCAUCUAUAUCUUUGGCGGCUUUGACCAGUACACCGACGACGUCUUUAACGCCCUCUACAAACUCUCGUUGAAAACCCAUCAAUGGUCUCGCGUCAUCUACACCAAAGGCCGACUGCCUGCAAAGCGCAACGACCAUACGACGACGCUGUGGAAAAACCGAAACAAGCUGGUUGUGUUUGGUGGUAACGGCGAAGAGGAUGGAAGAUUUUUUGAUGACGUUGCAGUGCUCGACCUGGAUUCGUUGACAUGGUGGCAGCCUGAAACAUACGGCAUCCGACCUGAUGGACGCAUGCGCCACUCGGCGACCAUUUAUGACGACAAGCUCUAUAUCGCCGGUGGAUUAUCGGCAACCGAGGGCACCUUUGCCGACACCUUGCUCGUGCUGGAUCUCAAUACUUGGGAAUGGCAAGCUCCUAUACCCUUUGUCCGUCGCUCGCAACAUAUCAGUUUCAUGUACAACAAACGGCUUUACCUGUUUGGUGGAUUUGAAGAAGACAUGAGCCGAUCCAACCAUUUAUCCUUCAUCGACGUUGACCGACACGGCGUCACCCAUCUCGAAAUCGACUCUCCCUCUGCGCCAUCCUUGACGGGCCAACGGUUUUCCCAGAUCUGUGGCGAUCAGCUGGUUGUGGCUGUUACCCACUCGCAGUCAACAGUGGCUGGUGAUAUCCCUGCUACAGGAUUGUGGAGUUUGGAUCUGACGUCGAUGCAGUGGCAGCAUCGAGACAUGGGCUCCGUCUUUGAAGGCUACAACUGGCUAAGUUUUGCCAUGGCCGAACACGACACGUCGUUUUACCUAUGCGGCAACGAUAUUGACGAAGAACCCGACGAUUACUAUGCGUACUUGCUUCGCGUCGAUUUGAAAGAGUAUGGGAUCAUGCCAGUGCCGCCUCCUCAGCUCGGCACAGAUCUGGUCGGACUGCUGAUCCAACAAUCCCAAAGCGCGGAUUUUUCUAUACGAUCAUCCAAAGACGAAGACGGCGGGCGAUACAUCCGGGCACAUCGACUGGUCCUACUGGCACGUUGGCCACAUUUCGCACAUUUACUGAGUUCGGGCAUGGCAGAAUCC
Molecule: messenger RNA, 1170 nt
Organism: Zychaea mexicana
Lineage: Eukaryota; Fungi; Mucoromycota; Mucoromycetes; Mucorales; Lichtheimiaceae
Exons: 1
Molecular function (GO): protein binding
Source: RefSeq, a predicted model, not a curated record